This is a messenger RNA of Clonostachys solani, 1107 nucleotides long. NCBI's taxonomy places the organism in Eukaryota, Fungi, Ascomycota, Sordariomycetes, Hypocreales, Bionectriaceae. The record is from the annotation of a GenBank genome assembly.
AUGAACGACAUGCGCCCCCUCGCUCACGCUAUAAUCUCGAUCCUCUUUGCCGUGACCUACAUUACGAUUCCGAUGCGCAUUUGGGUCCGUGGAGUGUCGAUGAAGUCGUUUGGUUGGGAUGAUUGGGUCAUGACGAGCAUGCUUAUUCUCUUCCCUGGCCAGGAAGCUCUGCUCACAUUCUUUUUGAUGAAGGGUGCCGGUUUGCACCUUGAACAAGUCAUUGCAGAAGACCCAGGCAAUGUGACUCAUCUUCUCAAGGUAGAUAUCAGCGAAUUUCUCUCCGUCCUUAACUUUCUGACAGGGCUGCUGGCCGAAGAGUUUUACUACGCCACCCUGCAAUUCCUCGUCAAGAUGUGCUUCCUGCUCUUCUUUUUCCGCCUGUCCCAAGCCAGAGCCUUCGUCUGGAGCUUGUGGGCAGUCAUUGCUCUCAACACUCUGGGCACCAUCGCCAUUUUGCUAUUCUACGGCCUCCAAUGUUUGCCACUCGAGGCAUUCUAUUACCCAGAACGUCACCCUGACGUGAAGUGCAUCAACGCUAAAAUUACAUAUUUCUUCCCGUUCACCUUGAUCUUCUUGGUCGAUGUCUGCAUCUUGAUUCUUCCCAUCCCCACAAUCAUGAGCCUUCAGAUGACCCUCAAACGAAAGGUCGCCGUCAUCAGCGUCAUCACCACCGGUGGCUCGGCCGUUCUGGCAGGUGGUCUGCGAGCCAUCAUCCUCAUGGAGUUUGCCAGGUCGCCCGACUUCUCCUGGUCCCUCGGCAAAAUGGUCAUGAUGUCCGCCGUCGAGAUCGACCUGGGUAUACUGGCAGCCAACAUGCCCGCCCUCAAGGCCUUCUACAAGUGCUGGCGGGAGGGCAAGCUCGGUGCCGGCCAGGGCCAGUCGCUGGCCUACGGCGACUCGACCAAAGACUCCCGCGGCACGCGCAACGGCGGCUUGGAGUUGAGCAGCGGAGUGUCACGCCCCAAGCCCGGACCGAGCGCAAAUACCGGUGUGAUGGAGCGGCUGCCCUCGACGGAGAGCGAGGAGAAGCUGUGGGAUCUGCCCAAGCAGAAGCCUAAGAAGGCCGAGUACGAGAGCUCCUGGCGCAGCGCGGAGGCUUCGUCUUGA